GGGUUGGCUGCAUUGUGAUAGCGACAGAUGUCCAGAGAACUGCGAGGGACACUCCUCAGUUGCAACACUCUGCACCUCUGAGAGCAGGGCCGGAAUCUGCAGCUGUCACCCCAAAAGGCUUUUUCCUCCAUUACCGCAUCCACACGCAGACUGGGAAUAAGGCACCAGGAGAAUUGUCUACAAAAGGAGCCAUCAUGGGAGCCAAACUGAGCAAGAAAAAGAAAGGAUAUGACGUUAGCGAUCCCAAAAGCAAAAACGAUGAGACCCCAGCAACAAAUGCCGCUAAAGUGGAAGAUGGAGCCCCAUCCACGGGAGCCGAGUCGACGCCUGGGAACAACGGUGUCGUUGAGGAGACUGUUGUGUCAGCAGUAGCUGAAGCUGCUGUAGCUUCAGAGGAGCCGAAAGCACCUUCAGAUGAGAAAGCUCCUGCAGCUAAAGAAGAGGCUGCUCCUGAACAAAAAUCAGAAGCCAAGGAAGCUGCACCAGUGGCAAAGGAACAGGCUGCAGCAGAACAAGCAGCUCCUGCUGAGAAGGAAAAGGCUGUGGAAGCAGCUCCACUUGCAGAGGAAAAGCCUCUGGUUGUAGAGGAAAAAGCUACAGUAGCAGAAAAAGCUCCAGAACAUCCAAAAUCUGCUCUUCCAGAAGAACCGGUACCUGUAGCUACAGAGGAAGUUGCUCCAGAGCAGAAAUCAGCUGUCGGUGAAGCAUCUCCAGUCGAAUCCAAUAAACCAUCUCCCAUAGAAGAACCUGCUGCAUCAACAGCUCAAGCAGAACCAGAGAAGCCAGAACCCAAAGUAGAGGAGCCAACUGCAGAGCUGUCAAUGGCUACGACAGUCACAGAAAGUGCAUCUGCUCCAGCAUCAGAAGAACCAGUGCAAGUUGAGGCUGAAACUGAGUCUACAGUUGUGCCCGAAGAGCCUCCUGCAUCUGUGGCAGAACCACAUGUUCUGGCCAGCACAGAGGCAGAGCCAGAUCCCACCCAGGAGCACGUUACUGUGUCAGAAGCCACUGUGGAAGAAAAAGUUGUUCCUACCACUGUCUCAGAAGCUGAGCCUGCAGGAGAGAUGGAAUCAGAACCCAGACCAGAGACCAAGCAAGUUGGGGGUCAGGCAGCAGAAACUGUGGAGGUACCAGAAGUUAAAGUGCAACAAGAGCAAAUGACAGAACCAGAACAACCAGAGUAUGUGGAGACAACUGAGCCAGAACCUGAACCAGAACAACCCACAGGACCAGAGGUAGAACAGUCACCAGAGCCUGAACAAGUAGAAGAAACCGAACCACAACCAACCCUGGCUGCAUCUGACACUACUGAGGCAGAAUCAUCUGACGCCUUGGAUGCUUCAGCUCAACAUGUCUUCAGUGAAGCUCAUCCUGCAGAGGAACCACCACCAACUGAAGCAGCAGAACCUGCCCCUGAAGUCAUCAUCUCACAGUCCGUUUCCACCAGCAGCAUGACUGUUGAGUCUGAUAAAGUAGCCUUGGAGGAGGUAGCGUGCCCAGAGAACAAGGUGGAAACCAAGUUGGAAAAUGGAGAUUUAGAGAGCCCGUCUGUCCCAGAGAACAUGGCAGAAGCCGUUCCAGCAGUGAACGGGCAGUGCAGUGAUAAUAUAGCUGGGCCGGCCGCACACUGAGACGAAUGUGUUAACGGGAAUGAAAAUCUAGAGGAGAUGUCCGUUAAAGAGCUGAGUGAGUUUGAACUGAAAAAGGACUUGUGUGAGGACGUCCAGAAAGUUC
Molecule: messenger RNA, 1734 nt
Organism: Nematolebias whitei (Rio pearlfish)
Lineage: Eukaryota; Metazoa; Chordata; Actinopteri; Cyprinodontiformes; Rivulidae
Product: fibrous sheath CABYR-binding protein
Exons: 2
Coding region: 195-1631 (478 amino acids)
Source: RefSeq, a predicted model, not a curated record